AUGGUAACUGCAGUUUUCAAUGGAAAACAGAUGCCAAAAUAUUUUACUAACACUUGCUUAAUCCUCAUCCUUAAAGUUGACUCCCCUCAAGAAUUUUCAGAAUUUAGACCAAUCAGUCUCAGCAAUGUGACCCAAAAGAUUGUGUCUAAAGUCAUGAACAAUAGAAUUUCUAAAAUCAUUACUAAAUUGAUUUCCCAAAAUCAAAGUGGUUUUGUAAAAGGGAAGCCAAUUGGGGAAAAUGUUUUACUGGCCCAAGAACUUAUUCAUGACUUGAAAAAGUAUAACAAAGGGAAAUCUCACACUCUCAAGCUUGUCUUGGAUUGUUUGAAAAACUAUGAAAAAGCUUCAGGACAAAUUAUUAACAAAGAGAAAAGUUGUUUUCUUAUGGAUUCCAACAUAUCUAACAAUAGAAUUAACAUUGUUUCUCAAUAUUUACAGGUCCAGAGAAAGGAAUUUCCUAUAAAUUAUCUUGGAUGCCCUUUCUUUCAAGGGAGGGAGAAAAUUGAAUAUUUUACUCAAUCUGCCACCAAAAUCUUGAAGAAACUAGGAACUUGGCAUUGCAAUAUGUUAUCAAAAAGGGGGAAGAAACUAGGAACUUGGCAUUGCAAUAUGUUAUCAACACUUGGCAUUGAACUAGUAGCAAGUACACUUGCUACUAUGCCAGUGUACUUGCUAUCUAUUUGCCAACCCCCAAAAUCCAUUUGUCAGCAGAUGGAGAAAAAUUUUGCAAGCUUUCUUUGGGGCACUGCUGAUUGUAAAAAUAAGCAUCACUGGGUGGCCUGGAGGAAAAUGUGUUAUCCUACUGAAGAAGGAGGAAUAGGCAUUAGGUCUUUGCAAAGUGUAUCUAACAACUUUGGGGCUAAGUUAUGGUGGAGCUAUAGAACAAAGAAAUCUCUUUGGUCUGAUUUUUUGAAUGCCAAAUAUACAAGAAGGAUUCAACCAGUAGCUAAGAAAUGGAGCUACACUCAAUCUCAUUGUUGGAGAAGACUUAUGAAAAGUAGAGAUAAAGUUGACCAGUUGAUCUUGUGGAAAGUAAAUAAAGGAAACUCUAGUUUCUGGUGGGAUAAUUGGACAGGUCAAGGAAGACUUGCUCAAUAUGGAAAUGCUAACACCUCAGUUACGGAAAAGUGUCAGAUUACUUCCUCAAUGAUGGGUGGAAUAUUGCUAAACUAA
Molecule: messenger RNA, 1173 nt
Organism: Lycium barbarum (goji berry)
Lineage: Eukaryota; Viridiplantae; Streptophyta; Magnoliopsida; Solanales; Solanaceae
Exons: 2
Coding region: 1-1173 (390 amino acids)
Source: RefSeq, a predicted model, not a curated record